Molecule: messenger RNA, 1048 nt
Organism: Lolium perenne
Lineage: Eukaryota; Viridiplantae; Streptophyta; Magnoliopsida; Poales; Poaceae
Source: RefSeq, a predicted model, not a curated record
UGUGCAUGCCUGUCCGUCUUCCAAAACCAGAUCCAAUCGACCGGCGAAGCUUCUAUGCAUGAAGGAAGCGGAGCUAGCCCACUCUCACCCUCUCUGCAGGCUGUCGCCGCCAGAGGGACCACACGCCGUCCUGGCCACCGCUCACGUGUCACCCCUGGCCGCUAAGCUCCACACCACCCGCGCUGCCUGCGCUUAACCCAAGCUCUCCAUACAAAUCGCGUUAACACUCGCUUGGGAGUAGCUUAGGUCGAUCCGUAGCCACACAAACCACCACCAGCACUAGGAGCAGCCCAUGGAUGACGACUUCACCUUCCCCACCGUCGCCGCGCCGGCGCCGGCAACGGCAACGGCACCGGCACCGGCACCGGAGGAGCAGCAUAACCUCGAGGAGGUCCCGUUACCUCAGCGCUUUGUCGGCCCGAUCACCUCCCCUCUCUGGCCAUUCUCCUCCUCACCAGAGACAAAGAAUACCCCGGAGGUGGACGAGGCGGACGCGCCGUCGACGUCGACGAGAACCGGAGGGCACGCGCAAGCGGUCCGGCAGCACAACGACGAGGACCGGAUGGACCUGCUGUGGGAGGACCUCAACGACGACCUGAAGCUCCCGCAGCGCCGCCGCCCGGACUCGUCUGACACGGAGUCCGAGGAGACGUCGGCCGGGUGCGCGCCCACCACCAUGCUGAGGGCGUCCUCGCGCGCCGGCGGGGCGGGGCAGUUCUGCGGCGGCAGCAGCCGCUCUGGCCGUGGCGGCAGGACGACGGGGUGGGCGCUGCUGCUGAGGCUCUUCCAGAGGCUCUUCGCCGUCGACAAGAGGCCGCCGUCCCGGUCCCCGCGCCACCUCCACCACGGUAUCUACGCGCCAUGACGCGCGCAGGAGCAUACGCUCGACCUGUUCUUCUGCUUAAAUCCUUCUGUAGAUUAACAAAUUGCAUGGCAAUUGUUUGUAGAACAUGCCAUUCUCCUCGGUGGUAAAUAUUACGGGCAGGAAAGGAUUAUCCUCUGUUUUCCUUUUUUGUGCUGCAUUCCGUCAAAGUGCAUUUCUGAUUUA